Messenger RNA from Mesocricetus auratus (golden hamster), 844 nucleotides. RefSeq names its product prefoldin subunit 4 (gene Pfdn4). Gene Ontology annotation, biological process: protein folding. The coding region runs from base 405 to 788 and encodes 127 amino acids. The record is from RefSeq and is a predicted model, not a curated record. Lineage: Eukaryota; Metazoa; Chordata; Mammalia; Rodentia; Cricetidae. The transcript has 4 exons. Gene Ontology annotation, cellular component: cytoplasm; prefoldin complex.
UCUUCAGUGUUCUGUCUAGGAGCUUGAUGGUUCUCAUAGGCAAAGCAAACAGGACACCAGUCUCUGAGCCCUGGUGUCUGUUCAGUAUCUAGUGCACCUCACGGUGAUAGAAGGUCCACACCGCACUGUACAUAUAGUGGGAAGGGCUCUUCCAGCAGGCUCGGAAGACAGGAGCAGUGCAGUCAGAGUGACCUCUUAGGAUGGGAGCCUGAUGAAGGGGAGGCCUAAGUCCAGACCCCCGUCUCCGUCCAACCACUGUGCUGUCUUUUGAGACUGAAGUUUGCAUUCCAACCUCUGGAGACGUCUGUGUACACACACCUUAUGCCAUAGCUCACAAGAGAGCAGUAACGGGUGGAAUGUGGGCGUUGUGACUUGCUUCUGCUAUUGAUCCUGCAUUCCAAUAUAUGGCUGCAGAAGAUGUCAAUGUUACUUUUGAAGAUCAACAGAAAAUAAACAAAUUUGCUCGAAAUACGAGUCGGAUCACAGAGCUAAAGGAGGAGAUAGGAGUGAAGAAGAAACACCUCCAGAAUUUAGAAGAUGCUUGCGAUGACAUCAUGCUGGCAGAUGACGACUGCUUCAUGAUCCCGUACCAGAUCGGAGAUGUUUUCAUUAGCCACUCUCAAGAAGAAACCCAAGAAAUGUUAGAAGAAGCAAAGAAAACUUUGCAAGACGAGAUCGACGCCUUAGAGUCCAGAGUGGCAUCCAUCCAGCGGGUAUUAGCCGACCUGAAAGUGCAGUUAUACGCAAAAUUUGGCAGCAACAUAAACCUUGAGGCAGAUGAAAGCUAAACAUUUUAUAAUACUUUUUUUUUACCUUGUUUAAUAAACUUGAAUAUUGUCUUAAA